Hypomesus transpacificus is the source of this 4490-nucleotide messenger RNA. RefSeq names its product FAM20C golgi associated secretory pathway kinase b (gene fam20cb). Gene Ontology annotation, molecular function: protein serine/threonine kinase activity. Bases 1009 to 2712 code for a protein of 567 amino acids. Gene Ontology annotation, biological process: protein phosphorylation. The transcript has 10 exons. NCBI's taxonomy places the organism in Eukaryota, Metazoa, Chordata, Actinopteri, Osmeriformes, Osmeridae. The record is from RefSeq and is a predicted model, not a curated record. Gene Ontology annotation, cellular component: Golgi apparatus.
UAAAUACGCUACGUGUAGACUUUAGUGUUCAACAGACAACAACAAUAGGCCAGCGGAGUGCUACGCCCCCUUGUUGCACAAGGUGGAUGUGCAGGAACAGAGAGCGCUCCCCAAGGAAUGGGUCGCUACAGUCAUCCGACCAUCGCGCUUCAGAUGGUCGCUGUCUUCUCUCUUUGUGUCUGACUGGGAAACACGCUCAGCCAAUCUGAUUCCAGUGACGCAGCGCGAGGAGGAUCUACUGCUUCAUCAUAAUAUUUAACACACCCACCCAAAUUCACACAUGCCUCAGUUUGCUUUAUCUGGCUCUGGGAUGCACUCCGAUCCUUGGCACUUGUCACGAUUUAUUUGUGAUUUGUAGGCUUUUUAUUUUUAUAUUAGGUUUAUUCGCACCCUGGAUUGUUGGAUGAGACAUGUAGGCUACUUCUCAAUAAAUUCUGCUUUACUCAACAAAAGGACUUUCCUACUGUCUGCGAUGAGCAGCGGUCACGGUGCAUUUCUUUUGACACGUUACCAGUGGCCAGUUGAUCAGCUGCAGCUUCGCUCACACCUUGGGCUCGAGGUUGGGAGGCUUGGAUCGAUGCUCGACAGUAGAAAAUCGCGUGAACACUACUUGUUUUAGUGCUGCUUUGGUUCCCAUCGCAGUCAGAAAUAUCUUGGAUUGAGUGUACAUUAAGGUUGGCGUGUAGAGAGAGAGUGAGUUGAGAAUGCCGCUUGCGCAAGUCGGCAGUUUGUCUGAACGUAGUCGACCUGUUUUACCUGGGCGGAUGCGGAGAAUUAUGUUAUUCUGAAUCUGGAAGAAAAACAGAGAUUCUACAUAUUAAGGAAUAUAAAGGCUGAACACUGAAACCACCAUUCAAGACGGCAAGUGAAGAUGGUUACUACGUGUUCAAUGUAUAUUUCAUUAAAUUGGCUUCCAGUGUGAUAAACAUUAUCAGCGAUGUAGUCAGCCUGGUUAUAUGCGUGUUGAUCAUUUGCAGUAAAUACUCACAGUUGCUCAAACAAGGGACUAUGAAGAUGAUACUAUUCCGUAAAUUUCGGGUCUUGAUUCUCAUGGUGUUUCUGAUCGCCUGCUCGAUGCACAUUAUGAUAGACUUGUUACCUAAGCUGGAGCGGCGCAGCAACACCGGCUGCUCCUGCUCGCACACGCCGAGCGAAGAGCCCGAGAACUGGGCGAAGCACCGCGUCAUUUCGGGAGCGGAGUCAGGCUGGCCUAACAAGCACACUCUGAGAAUCCUGCAGGACUUCAGCAACGAACCAAACUCGAAUAUCUCGUCUCACUCCCUGGAAAAGAUUACUACGGCCGGGGACAGAACGGAGGCUUUGAAACGACUUGAACAUUACGCGCAGAAAGGAGACAACGGGAGACGGUUUAUACAGGACUCGGUAGUUACCAAGCACGUGCCUGUCAGAGGGUCGCGCCUGCUGGCUCUGUUCGACCAUCCUCUUUACAUGCGAGCUUUACCGACGGUCACAGACGAAGACACCUUGUUCAACGUCAACACGGACAUCCGAUUCGACCCAAAAGCCGUUGAGAAUCAGGAAUGGCACGGAGAAGGGACUGUGGAAGAGUACCCUCCAGCUGGAGAGCCAGUGGCUGACUCCUACCCCAACUGGCUCCGUUUUCACAUAGGCAUUAAUAGAUACGAGCUGUACUCCAGGCACAACCCUGCCAUCGACGCACUUCUCAAGGACCUGGUCUCCCAGAGAAUCACCAGUGUUUCUAUGAAGUCUGGAGGCACCCAGCUGAAGCUCAUCAUGACCUUCCAGAACUACGGCCAGGCUCUGUUCAAACCCAUGAAGCAGACCCGGGAGCAGGAGACCCCUCCAGACUUCUUCUACUUCUCCGACUUUGAGAGACACAAUGCAGAAAUCGCUGCCUUUCAUCUGGACAGGAUCCUGGACUUCCGGCGUGUUCCACCUGUGGCCGGCCGGCUGGUCAACAUGACCAAGGAGAUCAGAGAUGUGACUAGGGACAAGAAGCUGUGGAGGACCUUCUUCAUUUCCCCUGCCAACAACAUUUGCUUCUAUGGCGAGUGUUCCUACUACUGCUCCACUGAGCAUGCUCUGUGCGGUAAGCCAGACCAGAUCGAGGGCUCGCUGGCCGCCUUCCUGCCUGACCUGGCUCUCGCCAAGCGCAAGACCUGGAGGAACCCCUGGAGACGAUCCUACCACAAACGCAAGAAGGCCGAGUGGGAGGUGGACCCAGACUACUGUGAGGAGGUGAAGCAGACCCCUCCUUACAACAAAGGAACACGUCUACUGGACAUCAUGGACAUGACCAUAUUUGACUUCCUGAUGGGGAAUAUGGACCGCCAUCAUUACGAGACGUUUGACAAAUUUGGAAAUGAGACCUUUAUUAUCCACCUGGACAACGGCAGAGGGUUUGGGAAGCACUCCCAUGAUGAGGUGUCCAUCCUGGUGCCCCUGAGUCAGUGCUGCAGGGUACGCAAGUCCACCCUCCGGCGCGUGCAGCUGCUGGUGAAGGAGGAGUACCGUCUCAGCUCCCUGAUGUCUGAGUCCCUCCUCCGGGACCGCCUGGAGCCCAUCCUCAUCCAGCCCCACCUGCUGGCCCUGGACCGCCGCCUGGGGAGGGUCCUGGACGUCCUGCAGAGCUGCAUCUCCAAGGAGGGCUACGCCAGUGUGGUGGAGGACGACCUGGGAGAGAGGGUUGGGGGCAGGGAAGAGGGCCACACCAUGCCCAGGGGGAGGUAGCUGCCUGGGGGAGAGGACUGGAAAUGACUGGGGUUGUUUGAACUGAUCUAGUCCAGACUAGCUCAGAUGAGUUUAGAAGGGGCUGGACAAGAGAUUGCUUUUGUGGACCAACUAACCCUGGGCCAGAAUAGCCUGGUCUGGACUGGAUCAGGCUGGUAUUCCCGCCUUGCCUAUCCUGGUCUGGACUACACAGGACUUGCGUGGACUACACUUCACAGAACUGUCUGGAAUGAUCUGAGUGUCCAGACUGGUGUGCCUCAGCCCUAGCUACACCAGACAGAACUGGUCAGGACCAGACUAGACCAAAGUCACCAUAUUCCCCUUAAGUAACCUGUACUACCCCCUAGUGGACAGUCUAUCCUACACCCCACCCACUUGAAGCCACCCGCCCAGUCCACUUAAAAGUACAAGACUGGGGAAGUGUUGUGAGAUCCACGCGUCCAGUCCUGGAGAUGUGCUUUUUGAAUUCAGUGAAUUCUGAGACUUGAUUGUUUCACCCCACAAGCCCCACUACAACAGUCUCCUGGGACACGGAGUUGGACUGGUUCAUUUAACAUCAUGGAAAAACUUUUUCUUGCAUCCGAUACUCUACUGCUUCUGUUGCUCUUUCUGUUGUUGUUGUUGUUGCUGUUGUUAUUGUUGUUGGAUGGUUUUGUUACCCAAGAUAACCCGUGACUGGAGUGCCGGUUUACUCCUGACACUCUGGCUACUUUGAUCCCAUCAGAGAUUGGAUGUCCCAAGAUAUUUAUUGAAUGUCAUAUUUAUUAUUUGAGGUAAAUGAAACGUCCACCGAUGCUCCCACAUGGGGUCAUCUAUGACAACAUGACCAACACCAUUCCCAAAAACUUGACUGGUGUGGACGUGGUUCUAUACGUGGACAAUAGAGGGCAGCACCAGCACAUGUACUGUAGGGAAAGUCAAGGGCCUUGCAGAAGAACUUGGCCUUGCUCUCCAUAACCCCAGUUUCUCCAGUGUUCUCAGAAGGCUUCAUAGGACAGCCUACAUCGUUGAUGCGACAUUCCAGUUUCGGAACUAUUUGGAGCUCUUUGGAACACGGCUGCGAUAGCCUGAGUUGUGUCACUGUAUGUCCAGGACAUUUAUCAAAAAUAGAAUAGCUUACUAUCUUGCCUUGUCAACAACACAUAUCCACCCUUAAAUAGAUUUAAUUAAAAGGAAAAUGUGACUCAACUUUGUAACCCUAUGUUUACAAAAUGUUAUUUUUUUUCCUUUUCUUUUCUGGUCUUCUAAUUGUUUGAUAUUUCAAUUUAUUUGAUAAGGUUACAUCGAUGGUACUUUGCAGUACCGAAUGUGACACCAGGAGUUGUUUUUGUAUUGUUAUUUCUUACGGUGUUAUGUCUGUUGUCCAGGUGUUGUUGUUGAUAAUGCUUGAUAUUUCUCUACCUUCAAACGGAUGAAAUACAUUACGCGAAGUCAGCUUUUCAAAUGUGGCUGGAGGUUAAUGUAGAUCGUAGGAACAUCUAGUGCCUGUGCAAUGAUAGACAUACUUGAAUGUUUGGAGUUUAUGACUGAGGGAGUCAUUAACGAAAAUGGUAUUCCCAUAUCGGAAGCAAAAUACUCGGAAUUGGAGUGCGGAGGUCUGUGUAUACAUCCCACUGUGUUUUCGAUUUAAGUUUCCUUAUUUCUGUGUCAAUAUGUUGGUAUGGAGACCGGCUGCAUAAAAGACUGCAAUCUGCAGUAAAAACAUCUUUUAUACGCAGUUCAUUGUGUCUGUGGAGUUUAUUUGCAUCAUGUUUGAAGUGCAAUAAAGACAAAUGUGC